This is a messenger RNA of Ilyonectria robusta, 2658 nucleotides long. RefSeq names its product family 35 glycosyltransferase. Gene Ontology annotation, molecular function: pyridoxal phosphate binding; glycogen phosphorylase activity. The transcript has 7 exons. Gene Ontology annotation, cellular component: cytoplasm. NCBI's taxonomy places the organism in Eukaryota, Fungi, Ascomycota, Sordariomycetes, Hypocreales, Nectriaceae. Gene Ontology annotation, biological process: glycogen catabolic process. The record is from RefSeq and is a predicted model, not a curated record. Bases 1 to 2658 code for a protein of 885 amino acids.
AUGGCUUCCGCGCAGGAGCCCAUGCCAAUUCGCCAGAGGCGUCCCUCUACAAGCGCCCCGAUUGUCGACAUCCAGGGUGCUGUCGGCCCCGCGGGCAUCUCUCGCCCCAAACACACCAGAACCGCCACCGGCUUCGGCCCGAGCGAGAUCACCAGCGUUGAAGCUUCCAUCCCCGAACCCCAGCGCGAGGCAUGGAAGAAAAACCAAACUGGUGGCUUCAGGAGCCAGGACGACUUUGAGAAGGAGGUUGUCCGUCAUGUUGAAACCACGCUCGCUCGAAGCGUCUUCAAUUGCGACGAGAACGCCGCCUAUUCGGCCACUAGCUUGGCCUUCCGUGAUCGUCUGAUCUUGGACUGGAACAAAACCCAGCAGCGUCAGACUUACCGCGACUCCAAGCGCGUCUACUACCUCAGUCUUGAGUUUUUGAUGGGCCGCGCCUUGGACAAUGCCAUGCUCAAUGUUGGACAAAAGGACACGGCCAAGGCUGGUCUCGCUGAUCUCGGAUUCCGCAUCGAAGACAUCAUUGGACAAGAACACGAUGCCGCCCUGGGCAAUGGCGGCCUCGGUCGUCUCGCAGCCUGCUUCCUCGACAGCCUGGCUUCUCUCGACUACCCCGCCUGGGGCUACGGUCUUCGAUAUCGAUACGGAAUCUUCAAGCAGGAGAUCAUCGACGGAUACCAGGUCGAAGUCCCCGACUACUGGCUUGACUUCAACCCUUGGGAGUUUCCUAGACACGAUGUGACGGUCGAUAUUCAAUUCUUUGGAAAUGUUUCCAAGUCCAUCAACGACGAGGGCAAGACCAUUACGAAGUGGGAGGGAGGCGAAAUCGUCCAGGCUGUGGCUUUCGAUGUGCCUAUUCCUGGCUACGACACGCCUACGACCAACAACCUCCGACUCUGGUCCAGUAAGGCCUCUGGCGGAGAGUUCGACUUCCAAAAGUUCAACAGCGGAGACUACGAGAGCUCGGUCGCUGACCAGCAGCGAGCUGAGACUAUCAGCGCUGUCUUGUACCCCAACGACAACCUGGAGCGCGGCAAGGAGCUCCGUCUGAAGCAGCAGUACUUCUGGGUAGCUGCCUCUCUUUACGACAUUGUCCGUCGUUUCAAGAAGUCCCACCGUCCUUGGGUCGAGUUCCCCGACCAGGUAGCUAUCCAGCUAAACGACACGCAUCCCACCCUUGCUAUUGUGGAGUUGCAGCGCAUCCUCUUGGACAUUGAGGGCUUGGAGUGGGAUUUGGCUUGGGACAUUGUCACAAGAACUUUUGGCUACACCAACCACACCGUCCUUCCGGAGGCUCUGGAGAAGUGGCCCGUUGGUCUGAUGCAACACCUCCUCCCCAGACAUCUGCAAAUUAUCUAUGAAAUCAAUCUCUACUUCCUCCAGGCGGUGGAGAAGGCGUUCCCCAAGGACCGAGACAUGCUCCGGCGAGUUUCCAUCAUUGAGGAAUCCCAGCCCAAGAUGGUAAGGAUGGCUUUCUUGGCCAUUGUCGGAUCUCACAAGGUCAACGGUGUCGCUGAGUUGCACUCGGACCUCAUCAAGACAACCAUCUUCAAAGACUUUGUGGAGAUUUACGGCCCUGACAAGUUCGCCAACGUGACCAACGGCAUCACUCCCCGUCGUUGGCUUCACCAGGCCAACCCCCGACUGUCGGAGCUCAUUGCAUCCAAGGUUGGCGGCCAUGAAUUCCUCAAGGAUCUUACUCUGUUGAACCGCAUCGAGCAAUAUGCAGAAGAUAAGGACUUCCGCAAAGAGUGGUAUGAGAUCAAGUACGCCAACAAGGUCCGCCUUGCGAAGCUUAUCAAGGCCGCAAACGGUGUUACGGUAAACCCAGCUGCCCUUUUUGAUGUUCAGGUCAAACGUAUCCACGAGUACAAGCGUCAGCAACUCAACAUCUUUGGCGUCAUUCACCGUUACCUGACCCUCAAGGCCAUGAAGCCCGAGGAGAGGAAGAAGCAGCUCCCUCGCGUCUCCAUUUUCGGUGGCAAGGCUGCUCCAGGGUACUGGAUGGCAAAGCAGAUCAUUCACCUGAUCAACAGCGUCGGAGCAGUUGUGAACAAUGACGAGGACAUUGGUGACCUUCUCAAGGUCAUCUUCAUUGCCGAUUACAACGUGAGCAAGGCCGAAAUUAUCUGCCCGGCUUCUGAUCUCAGCGAACACAUCUCCACUGCGGGUACCGAGGCAUCGGGCACAAGCAACAUGAAGUUUGUCCUCAACGGAGGCCUCAUCAUUGGUACUUGUGAUGGUGCCAACAUUGAAAUCACUCGGGAAAUCGGCGAGAACAACAUCUUCCUUUUCGGUAACCUCGCCGAGGACGUCGAGGACCUACGUCACGCCCACAACUAUGGAGAUCACGCCAUUGACCCUGACCUGGAGAAGGUGUUUGUGGAGAUCGAGAAGGGGACAUUUGGCACGCCCGAUGACUUCAGCUCCAUGAUGGCUGCUGUUCGCCAGCACGGCGACUACUACCUGGUUUCGGAUGACUUCCACAGCUACAUCGAGACGCACCACCUCGUGGACGAGGCGUACCAAAACCAGGAGGAGUGGAUCAAGAAGUCUAUCAUCUCGGUGGCUCGCAUGGGCUUCUUCAGCAGUGAUCGUUGCAUCAAUGAGUACGCGGAUAUGAUUUGGAACGUCGAGCCGCUCGUCGUUCAUGACUAG